Messenger RNA from Suncus etruscus (white-toothed pygmy shrew), 1401 nucleotides. RefSeq names its product PCI domain containing 2 (gene PCID2). Gene Ontology annotation, biological process: post-transcriptional tethering of RNA polymerase II gene DNA at nuclear periphery; transcription elongation by RNA polymerase II; poly(A)+ mRNA export from nucleus. The record is from RefSeq and is a predicted model, not a curated record. The transcript has 14 exons. Gene Ontology annotation, cellular component: transcription export complex 2. Gene Ontology annotation, molecular function: double-stranded DNA binding; RNA binding. Lineage: Eukaryota; Metazoa; Chordata; Mammalia; Eulipotyphla; Soricidae. The coding region runs from base 8 to 1270 and encodes 420 amino acids.
GCCCGCCAUGGCGCACAUCACCAUCAACCAGUACCUGCAGCAGGUCUGUGAAGCCAUCGACAGCAGAGAUGGGGCUUCCUGUGCAGAGCUGGUAUCGUUCAAGCACCCGCAUGUUGCCAACCCUCGGCUGCAGAUGGCCUCCCCAGAGGAGAAGUGCCAGCAGGUCCUGGAGCCACCUUACGAUGAGAUGUUUGCUGCCCACCUGAGGUGCACCUAUGCAGUGGGCAAUCACGACUUCAUUGAGGCCUACAAGUGCCAGACAGUCAUCGUUCAGUCCUUCCUGCGGGCCUUCCAGGCUCACAAAGAGGAGAACUGGGCACUACCUGUCAUGUACGCAGUGGCUCUGGACCUGCGCAUCUUCGCCAACAGUGCAGAUCAGCAGCUGGUGAAGAAGGGGAAGAGCAAGGUCGGGGACAUGCUGGAGAAAGCGGCUGAACUGCUCAUGAGCUGCUUCCGUGUCUGCGCCAGUGACACGCGAGCUGGCAUUGAGGACUCCAAGAAGUGGGGCAUGCUGUUCCUGGUGAACCAGCUCUUCAAGAUCUACUUCAAGAUCAACAAGCUCCACCUGUGCAAGCCCCUGAUCCGAGCCAUCGACAGUUCCAACCUGAAGGAGGACUACAGCACAGCACAGCGCGUGACCUACCGCUACUACGUGGGCCGCAAGGCCAUGUUUGACAGCGACUUCAAGCAAGCUGAGGAGUACCUGUCCUUCGCCUUUGAGCAUUGCCACCGCUCCAGCCAGAAGAACAAGAGGAUGAUCCUCAUUUACUUGCUGCCUGUGAAAAUGUUGCUGGGCCACAUGCCAACCGUGGAACUGCUGAAGAAAUACCAUCUCAUGCAGUUUGCUGAGGUCACGCAGGCUGUCAGUGAGGGGAACUUGCUGCUGCUGCAUGAGGCCCUGAGCCGGCAUGAGGCCUUCUUCAUCCGCUGCGGCAUCUUCCUCAUCCUCGAGAAGCUGAAGAUCAUCACCUACAGGAACCUCUUCAAGAAAGUGUACCUACUGCUCAGGACGCACCAGCUGUCUCUGGAUGCUUUUCUCGUGGCCUUGAAAUUCAUGCAGGUGGAAGACGUGGACAUUGAUGAAGUCCAGUGCAUCCUGGCCAACCUGAUAUACAUGGUAGGAAGCUAUGGCUGGGCACAUCAAAGGCUACAUCUCCCAUCAGCAUCAGAAGUUGGUGGUCAGCAAACAGAACCCGUUCCCACCACUGUCCACUGUGUGCUGAAUGCUGGGGUCGUGUUUGACUGUCUCCAAGACUGUCACCCUCAUUGAGGCCACCGUUCCUUGUCGUGGCCCCUGCAGAGAACAUCCCAAGCAACUGUCAUUGAUGUCUCAGUAUGGGACCAAGUGUGUUUGUGACUUUUUCUAUGACUCCCCAUAAAAGACAUUUCACAUUUGUGCAG